AUGUUUCACAUCGAGAGCUUCGGCUGGAAUGAUAUCGGAUACAAUUUCCUCGUUGGCGGCGAUGGAGAUGCUUACGAAGGCAGAGGAUGGAAGAAAGAAGGCGCGCACACCCUGGGAUACAACCGGAACAGCAUAGGCGUUUGCUUUAUAGGGACAUUCAUCAACGAACCACCACCAGCAAAUCAAAUCGCGGCAUUCCAUCAUCUGAUGGAAGUUGGAGUUCAAAAUGGAUUCCUCACCAAGGAUUACAAAGUUUUGGCGGCGAAACAGCUAUCGGCGACUCUUAGUCCUGGAGAAGCAUUUUAUAGGGUCAUUAAGACGUGGAAGCAUUGGUCGCCACAUCCAUGA
Molecule: messenger RNA, 348 nt
Organism: Acanthoscelides obtectus
Lineage: Eukaryota; Metazoa; Arthropoda; Insecta; Coleoptera; Chrysomelidae
Source: the annotation of a GenBank genome assembly